CUUUUCUGUUUUGAUUUCGGCCCCGGAGGACCACCACCUGAGUCUAUAGGGCUGAAGCUGACAUGGCUCCAGAAAAGAACAGUAAUGGUCUUGACAACUAUGCAUUUGCACGUGAAGGGCGCUUUUGUGAUCUACCGGACACACAACAUGGAGAAGAAUUGGACAUGUCCAUGGAGUCAGACAACAACAAGCUAGUAUACUGCGUAACAGAUGUGCCUCCCUGGUACCUGUGCAUCAUCCUCGGCAUCCAGCACUGUUUGACGGCGUUUGGAGGAAUCAUCGCCAUUCCGUUAAUCCUGUCUCAGGGGUUGUGUCUGCAGUUUGAUGGCAUCACACAGAGCCACCUUAUCAGCACCAUCUUCUUUAUCUCCGGUGUUUGCACUCUGUUGCAAGUUACCUUCGGCAUCAGACUGCCCAUACUUCAAGGUGGGACCUUCACAUUGCUGGCACCGUCCAUGGCAAUGCUGUCCAUGCCGGAGUGGCAGUGCCCUGCUUGGACCCAAAAUGCCAGCCUGGUCAACACCUCCUCCAUAGAAUUCACUGAAGUAUGGCAGACUCGAAUGAGAGCACUGCAGGGGUCCAUUAUGGUGGGCUCACUGUUCCAGGUGUUUGUAGGUUUCUCCGGCCUCAUCGGCCUCUUCAUGCGCUUCAUUGGACCUCUGACCAUCGCUCCCACCAUCUCUCUCAUUGGACUGUCCCUGUUUGACUCAGCUGGUACCAGUGCUGGCAACCACUGGGGCAUCUCUACUAUGACCAUAGCACUGAUCAUCCUGUUCUCACAGUACCUCCGUCACAUACCUGUGCCAUUCCCUACGUACAGCAAGGAGAAAAAACUGCACACGUCCAAUGUCUACGUCUUUCAGAUUCUCCCUGUUCUUCUUGGAAUCACUUUGUCUUGGCUCAUCUGCUACAUUUUAACAACCUACAAUGCGCUUCCUAGUAAAACAAGCCAAUAUGGCUACCUGGCCCGCACUGAUCUAAAGGGAGAUGUUAUCAGCCAAGCUCCCUGGUUUCGUUUUCCUUACCCAGGUCAGUGGGGGAUGCCGACUGUGAGUCUGGCGGGGGUGAUUGGCAUCUUGGCCGGUGUGAUUUCCUCCAUGAUAGAGUCUGUAGGGGACUACCACGCAUGUGCCAGGCUCUCUGGGGCGCCACCUCCCCCUAAACAUGCUAUCAACAGGGGUAUUGGCAUUGAGGGACUGGGCUGUCUGUUGGCUGGAGCCUGGGGUACAGGAAAUGGAACCACUUCAUACAGCGAGAAUGUUGGAGCCCUUGGUAUUACAAAGGUUGGCAGUCGCAUGGUUAUUGUAGCCAGUGGAGUCCUGAUGGUUGUCAUGGGUUUGUUUGGUAAAGUGGGCGCCAUAUUCACUACGAUCCCAUCCCCUGUGGUAGGAGGGAUGUUCAUGGUUAUGUUUGGCGUCAUCUCUGCAGCAGGAGUUUCUAAUCUGCAGUAUGCAGAUAUGAAUUCUUCUCGAAACAUCUUCAUUUUUGGAUUCUCCAUGUUCUCGGGUCUGGUCAUUCCUAACUGGAUAUUCAAGAACCCCACAGCCAUUGCUACAGGUGUUGUUGAACUCGACCAGGUCUUGCAGGUUCUUCUGACAACCAGCAUGUUUGUUGGAGGUUUCUUUGGAUUCAUGCUGGACAACACAAUUCCAGGAUCAAAGCAUGAACGAGGCAUCCUGGCGUGGAACAAGGCUCACGAGGAUGAAUCCAGCAACACACUGGAGAGCGGAGAGGUCUACAACCUUCCCUUUGGCAUCAGCUCUUACUUGUCUUCUUCCUCCUGGAUCCGGUACAUACCCUUCUGCCCUCCGAGUGAGCCACACUCCCUGGACGGAAGUGGAGCAGAUACUAAUGCCCUGGAGCCUAAGCAGCCACUUGGACAUGCAGAGCCUUCACAGAUUAUUAUUGGAGUUGCCAUGUGAGUCCUGUACUCACUUCAGCAUGCAUCCAGAAAACCAUCAGAGGCAGCUCAGUUUGGACAUCCUGUCCUUUGUUAAAGACACUGUACUGUGACAACAUGGUGGAAUUCCACAUGAGCUUUGAAGUGACAUUUGCGAAUGGCAAUUGCAUGAAAUUGGAUACUAUGUGGACUUUCUUUAGGGAGGAAUUUAGGUACAUGAGGUUAGUUUUAUUAGAUAUCUUUAUUAAUUGUUUGUGUUAAAAAGUUAUGAUAUUAUACACUGGAUAACAUAUAUAUCAUCUUGAAGACAUUUUCUGUACAGUCAUUUCAUUUGUACUCACAGAUCAUACCACUGGAGUGUGAACAAUGAUUUCUUGUUUCGAUUUCUAUGGUCUUCUCAGUCUUAGAAUGCACUCACAGCCAGGUGUUAGUGAACAAACACUGAAAAGACAUAUGAAUAUAAGUAGAUCCAUUGUAUUGCUUUCAGCAUUUGAAUUCAUCUGUAUAUACAUCAUGUUUGAAUUAACUUUUAUGUGACAGUAAAUUAAUUAUUAUUUA
Molecule: messenger RNA, 2458 nt
Organism: Notothenia coriiceps (black rockcod)
Lineage: Eukaryota; Metazoa; Chordata; Actinopteri; Perciformes; Nototheniidae
Gene: slc23a4
Product: solute carrier family 23 member 4
Exons: 12
Coding region: 63-1922 (619 amino acids)
Biological process (GO): transmembrane transport
Cellular component (GO): membrane
Molecular function (GO): transmembrane transporter activity
Source: RefSeq, a predicted model, not a curated record